Messenger RNA from Dovyalis caffra, 1779 nucleotides. The record is from the annotation of a GenBank genome assembly. Lineage: Eukaryota; Viridiplantae; Streptophyta; Magnoliopsida; Malpighiales; Salicaceae.
AUGGCUUCUGUUGAUGCAAUACUCAACCAGCUCUUUCUCUUCUUCCUUCUAUGGCUUUGUACUCUCUCUUCUUCUCAAGCUGGGCACCAUUACUCUGAAUUUAGGUACCCGUUUAUCAAGAAAGCAAGCUCAUUCUUGUCAUCGUCAUCCUUCUCAUCAAGUGGUGUCGGAGAUCAUGCAUAUGACUAUAUAGUUGUUGGAGGUGGCACGGCUGGGUGUCCUUUAGCUGCCACGCUCUCUCAAAAGUUCAAGGUUUUAUUGCUUGAAAGAGGUGGAGUGCCUUUUGCCAACGCAAAUGUCUCUUUCUUAAACAACUUCCACAUUACCCUUGCUGAUACGUCAUCAACUUCUGCUUCUCAAUACUUCAUUUCUACCGACGGAGUCCUCAAUUCUAGGGCUAGAGUUUUGGGUGGCGGUACUUGCAUAAAUGCAGGGUUCUACACUAGAGCAAGCACCAGGUUUAUAAACAAAGUGGGUUGGGAUGAAGAGUUGGUGAAUAAGUCGUACCCAUGGGUUGAGAAGCAAAUUGUUCACAGGCCUAAGGUUGCACGAUGGCAGGUUGCUGUAAGGGACAGUCUUUUGGAUCUUGGAGUGGCACCUUUCAAUGGAUUUACUUACGAUCACAUUUAUGGAACCAAGUUUGGUGGUACCAUUUUUGACAGGUUCGGCCGCCGGCACACGGCUGCCGAACUGCUUGCUUCUGCGAACCCUCAGAAGCUUACUGUGUUGGUGCAUGCCACGGUCCAAAAGGUUUUGUUUGAUACAUCAGGAAAGCGACCAAAAGCAGUAGGAGUCCUCUUCAAAGAUGAAAAUGGAAACACGCAUCAAGCAUUCCUAUCAGACAGCCAGAGGAGUGAAAUAAUGUUGUCAUGUGGAGCCAUUGGCACACCUCAGAUGCUGUUGCUCAGUGGUGUAGGGCCAAAAGCUGAACUUGAGGAGAACAAAAUUUCAGUAGUACUCAACAGCAAGUUUGUCGGGGAAGGCAUGGCUGAUAAUCCCAUGAACACAAUUUUUGUUCCCUCUAAAAGACCAGUACGUCAAUCCCUAAUACAAACUGUAGGGAUUACCAAGAUGGGUGUGUACAUUGAAGCUAGCAGUGGAUUUGGGCAAUCCAAGGAUAGCAUUCGGUGUCACCAUGGAAUAAUGUCCGCAGAGAUAGGGCAACUAUCGACCAUACCUCCAAAGCAAAGAACACCAGAGGCCAUCCAAGCCUACAUUAAAAGAAAGAAGGACAUACCACGUGAGGCAUUCAGAGGAGGUUUCAUUCUUGAAAAGAUUGCCGACCCCAUUUCCACGGGCCAGCUCAGGUUGAUCAACACAAACGUUGAAGAUAACCCUUCUGUUACCUUCAACUACUUUAAGCAUCCACGUGAUCUACAGCGCUGUGUUGAUGGUAUUCGCAUCGCUACAAAGAUGGUGCAAUCAAAACACUUCACAAAUUUCACGCAAUGUGACAAGCAGACCACAGACAAGAUCCUUAACAUGAGUGUCAUUGCUAAUGUUAACCUUAUACCAAAGCAUACCAAUGACACCAAGUCGCUAGAGCAGUUCUGCAAAGACACCGUAAUCACAAUUUGGCACUAUCAUGGUGGGUGUCAUGUUGGCAAGGUGGUGAACCGCGAGUACAAAGUUCUUGGUGUGAACAGGCUUCGCAUUGUGGAUGGCUCGGUAUUUAAUGAAUCUCCUGGGACUAAUCCUCAAGGCACCGUCCUGAUGAUGGGCAGGUACAUGGGACUGAAAAUUUUGAGAGACAGACUAGGAAAAGCAGCUGGUGUUUAA